CAUUUUCUCCUCUCUCUCUCUCUCCCUCUCUCUCAUUUAACUUCCUCUUCCUCCUUCCUCCUCCCACUCUUUCUAUUCUUCUCUGUUCGACGCUGUUCCUUCUCUCUCUCUCUCUCGCUCUUCUAGCUCGGGCAUCAGACUCCACGUCGUCGAGGGUUAUUUCCCUGAGAUGACGAUACCGGAUUCAGGAUUUAUGAUGGACAACGGAGCUAGUUGCUUGCCGUGCACGCCCGAGGAGGAGAAGCAGAUCGUAAAGGAUCUAACAACUCAAUCGGAGAUGCAUUUGAAGGAAGGCAACUUGUAUUAUGUUAUUUCCAACAGGUACAAAGGAGGACCUGCAAUACCGAGGAAGUUGAUUUCACAGGGUGUUUAUGUGAAGAACUACUGUGUGGAGGUUUAUCUGCUUUGUCUUAAGUUGAUCGACUCAAGAGAUGAAAGUGAAACAACUAUAAGGUUGAGCAAAAAGGCUUCUAUAAGGGAGCUUUAUGAGAAGGUUUGUACACUAAAAGGAAUACAACAAGAAAAGGUUCACCUUUGGGACUACUUCAAUAAGAGGAAAAACUUACUAUUGGCUGCUUCACAACAUUGUCUUGAAGAUUCAAACCUGCAGAUGGAUCAACAUAUUCUUCUUGAAGUUGAUAGUCCUCUUUUUGGUACUGAUUCAACUGGAAAUGAAUUAGCUCUGGUACCUUUAGAGCCUGCAAGGUCAUCUCUUUCAAUUGCUGGGGGCCCAUCCAUGUCAAAUGGACACUCAACAAGUUCAAAGUUUAAUGUUUAUCGGGGAAGCACUGCAGGGUCAACAUUCAUAGAUGUGGAUGAGGGAUAUAAUGCUUAUGGCUCAACUAGAAAAGGGGAUAGGGGGGGUUUGGCUGGAUUGCAGAAUUUGGGGAAUACUUGCUUUAUGAAUAGUGCUCUUCAGUGUUUGGUCCACACGCCUCCUAUUGUUGAAUAUUUCUUGCAGGAUUAUAGUGAUGAAAUCAACACGGAUAAUCCUUUGGGAAUGCAUGGUGAGCUUGCACUUGCAUUUGGUGAGUUGUUGAGGAAAUUAUGGUCCUCAGGUCGAACGGCGAUUGCACCACGUGUCUUUAAGGGAAAACUUGCCCGAUUCGCUCCUCAAUUUAGUGGUUAUAAUCAACAUGAUUCUCAAGAACUUCUUGCUUUCUUAUUGGAUGGACUGCACGAAGAUUUGAAUCGGGUCAAGCAAAAGCCUUAUAUUGAAACGAAGGAUUCAGAUGGUCGUCCAGAUGAGGAAGUUGCUGAUGAAUGUUGGAAAAAUCACAAGGCUCGAAAUGAUUCAUUAAUUGUGGAUGUUUGCCAAGGUCAAUACAAAUCUACACUUGUCUGCCCUGUUUGCGACAAAAUUUCGAUCACCUUUGACCCCUUCAUGUAUCUAUCGCUGCCACUACCUUCAAUGGUCACUCGGUCAAUGACAGUGACUGUGUUUUAUGGGGACGGCAGCCAUCUGCCAAUGCCAUACACUGUCACAGUACCAAAACACGGUUUAUGUAAGGAUCUUAUCUUGGCAUUAGGUACUGCAUGCUGCUUGAACAGUGAUGAAACCCUUUUACUCGCGGAGAUCUAUGACCACCGUAUUUAUCGAUACUUGGAAAAUCCAGUGGAACCAUUGAAUUCAAUAAAAGAUGAUGAGCAUAUAGUGGCCUACAGAUUCCAUAGAAAAGUAGUGGGAAAAGUUAAAGUAGAAAUUUAUCAUGGAUGGCAGGAAAAUGUUGAUUUUCACAGAUCUGCAUCAGAUUAUCUUAAGGGUGGAGACAAGAAGCUCUUUGGAACGCCCCUGGUAACUUAUACUAGUGAAAACCCACUAAGUGGAGCUGAUAUUGAUACAACUGUUUCCAGAAUCCUGUCACCUUUGACAAGAACCUAUUCUUCAGCUAAUGCUCACAGAGGCAAAGAAAAUGGCUUUGUUUCAGACCCUAUUGACGAACAAUUAAACAGUUGCUCAUUUGUGAAUUCAGAAGAGAACACAUCUAGCCAGGAGCUAUCCUUCCAGCUAUUUUUGACUGAUGAGAAGCUGUUGAACUAUAAGCAAAUUGAGAAGGAUUCUCUUAUAAAACAUGGGCAAGUUUGUAGGGUUUUGGUGGAGUGGACUGACAAAGAAAAUGAAUUGUAUGAUGGCAGCUAUCUGAAGGACCUUCCGGAGGUUCACAAAGCAGGGUUCACUGUGAAGAAAACGCGGCAGGAAGCAAUCUCGUUAUUUUCGUGCUUAGAAGCAUUCUUAAUGGAAGAACCGCUAGGGCCUGAUGACAUGUGGUACUGCCCUAGUUGCAAAAAACAUAGGCAAGCCAACAAGAAGCUAGACUUGUGGAUGUUGCCAGAUAUUCUUGUUUUUCACUUGAAACGGUUCACAUAUAGUAGAUACCUUAAAAACAAAAUUGACACCUUUGUCAAUUUCCCGAUCCACAAUCUUGACUUGAGCAAGUAUGUGAAAAACAAGGAUGGGCAGUCUUAUGUGUAUGAGCUGUACGCCAUCAGCAACCAUUAUGGUGGCCUAGGUGGUGGUCACUACACCGCAUAUGCCAAGCUGAUUGAUGAGAAUAGAUGGUACCACUUUGAUGACAGUCACGUAUCCCCAAUUAAUGAGACUGAAAUUAAGACUUCUGCUGCUUAUGUAUUGUUCUAUCAAAGAGUGAAAAGAGGUGAACCGAAGAUGCAGGUGGGAGAGACAUCUGGGAGCCAUUCAGAUUCAUAAAGCCAUCAUGGUGUGCAUGCAAACUCUGCUGGCUCUUAGGUUGCCUUCAUCUGGUGUUUGAGGACUUUGUUGGAGUGAUGUUGGCUGGCACUGAAGCAAGUGACAGUUUUUCCUUCUCAGGAACCCUGAAAAGCUACAGGUUGAAGAUAACCGAGAUGAACAUCACCCAAAUUAUAAGAGAGGGAUAACACGAUGGCAGUUUGGGCAAAGAUUAGUUUCUUACCUUAUUUUUUAUUAUAUUAUUGUUUAAGAGGGAAAUUUUGUUAUAUAGUCGCCUAGAGAUUAGGUCUGUUAUGUGCAAUGUGCAUUGUCUGUAGCUCUCUCGCAGAUUACUAAUCACCGCAAGUGUUAUUCUGAGUAGUUAACUGAUAAAAAAGAUGAAAUAUAUUUUGCCCGCAAGUAUCCUGUGGCCCUGACCAUAA
Molecule: messenger RNA, 3129 nt
Organism: Carica papaya (papaya)
Lineage: Eukaryota; Viridiplantae; Streptophyta; Magnoliopsida; Brassicales; Caricaceae
Source: RefSeq, a predicted model, not a curated record